Geodia barretti is the source of this 261-nucleotide messenger RNA. The record is from the annotation of a GenBank genome assembly. Lineage: Eukaryota; Metazoa; Porifera; Demospongiae; Tetractinellida; Geodiidae.
AUGAAAAUUUUAUCGGAACUUAAGUAUGACCGCGAUGGUUUAGUCGCGGCAGUCAUUCAAGAUGAGACAAACAACGAAAUCCUAAUGGUAGGCUAUAUGAACACGGAGGCGAUAAGAGAAACGCUGAAUGCAGGGCGCGUCUGCUUCUGGAGCCGUUCCCGCCAAAAAUUGUGGAUAAAGGGGGAGACUUCAGGGCAUACACAGACGGUUAAAUCUAUCGCAGUAGAUUGUGAUGGUGAUGCCCUGCUCAUCAAAGGUUGA